Prorocentrum cordatum is the source of this 1536-nucleotide messenger RNA. The record is from the annotation of a GenBank genome assembly. Lineage: Eukaryota; Dinophyceae; Prorocentrales; Prorocentraceae.
CCUGGGGCCCGCGCAGAAGCCGUGGAUCGAUGGGGCUCGAGCCGGCGAUGGCGAGCAUCAGUGAGCGGCAGUCGGUUUGGACGCCGAUGGCAGCUGCGCUGCUCAGCGCACCUCCGCACCCCAUGCUCCUGGGCAAGUUGGGCAAGGCGGCGCGCUCCGGGAUGGCGGCGAUCUCGCUCGCCUUCGUCGUCUAUUCGACGAGGUGGGCGUCCCCCUUGCUGAAGGGCCCGAAGAAGCUGAAGGCGGCCCCCUGGCUGGGCUACACGGGGCGCGUGCUCUUCGGCGCGUCGCUGCUGGCGACCGUGGCCAUGCUGUACAGCGCUGUGAUUAUCCUGAUGUCGACGAGCACAGACCGUGAUCGCAGCGGCAGCGGUGGUGGUGGCCGCGUCGUGAGCCAGAGCAGCUUUAGCAUGUGGUUCGGGCAGGACAUGUUCGCGUGGCUCAUGCCCCGGCCGUACGGCUACAGAUAUUACGGCUUCGGCAUGUAUGGGUACAGCUACCCGAGGGGACCGCCGCCGAAGAUGAGUUUCUUCGAGUCCGUGUUCUCCUUCGUUUUUGGCGACGGCGACCCCAACGCGUCCCUCGGGGAGGAGCGGUGGCGGCUCCUCGCGGAACGCAUAGCAGCGAACGGCGGCGCCGUGGUCGCCGAGCAGCUUGCGCCCUUCCUGGACCCGUCCGGCGACCUGUUGCUCGCGAGUGACCCGGCGGCGCGGCGGCGCGCCCUGGACCGCGCGGUGCUGCCGGUGCUGCUGCGCUUUCGCGGCGAGCCGAGGGUCAGCGACGCAGGCGACAUCGUGUACGUGUUCCCCGAGCUCCAGGAGAGCCGGGCGGCCACGGCGCUGCUGCUCCAGGACACCUCCGACGCCGAGCUGCGCCGGCGGCUGCAGGAGAGCGGCUGGGCGCCGGGCGCCGAAGGGCGCGCGGCGCUGCUGGGCGCCGCCGUGCGGGCGAUGGCCGCCGAGCGGCGCGAGGCGCCCGCAUUCCUGACGGAGCGCCCGCUGCGGUUCAGCCAGGCGGAGGGCAGCCAGCUGACGGCGUGCCUCGGCUACGGCGCCUUCUCGCUGCUGGCCACCCUCUACCUGGGCGCGAGCAUCGCCAGCGGCAAGGCGCAGAUCCUGGCGAGAUACUACCCCGUGAUGGCGCUCGUCGUUCGCGGCUUCCCGCUGCUCUUCGCGUACUCGUGCACGUUCCUGGGCGUCCCGCUGUGGCGAUGGCUGAGGCUGCGGCGUGCCAACCUCGAGAUCGCCGCCCGGAACGAGUGGCGGGCAGAGCAGGCGAAACAGCUCCAGGCGGCCGCUGGCGACGUGGCCAGGCGGAGCGGCCAUGGCAUCUCCGCCAGGAUCAGGGAGGCGGCCAGGUGGGCGCAGAAGCGCGCCACCUUCGGCAGGGCAGUGUUCGACUCCUCGCGGUCCGCAUCGGAGCAGGCGCCAGCGCGAGACCUGGAGGACUUUGACCGGAGGCUGCGGGGUCCGUGACGGAGCGCGGCGGCGCGGGUGCCCCGAGACUCGUGCGCCCCUUGCCGAGCGGGCAAAGGGA